AUGCCCACCCCUCUUCCUUCCCCAUCCCAACUCUCUUCCCUCCUCUCAUCCAUCCGAGCACCUAUCUUCAACACAAUCCACAAUCCCACAAAUUCAAGGUUAGGUAACAAAUAUCUUCGUAGGGCGUUACGCGGUCCGACCAUGGUGGAAUAUUCCGGACAGGCCAUGCCGUCCUUGAAGACUCUGAAUUCUGAGGGCAAGCAAAGUCCGUAUGCCGGUUGGAGGGUAGGGUGGGUUGGUAAGAAAGUUAUUGAAGUUGAGAAUGUUGAGAAUCCAGAAUCUGAAGAGAAUAUGAAGAAUGAUAAUAAAAUAUUACAUCCUCCACCUGGUGAAGUUAAAAGAGAAUCUUGGUCAAAUGGUUGGUUAGGUGAUUUGGACGAACAUUGGAGGUUGGAAAAAGUUGAUUAUAUGAAAUCUAGGAAAAAGGGUCCUCCUAAGAAAGGACAAGGAAAAAGGUCUCAAAUGAAAAAACGAUGA
Messenger RNA from Tremella mesenterica DSM 1558, 477 nucleotides. RefSeq lists its product as uncharacterized. The transcript is spliced from 3 exons. The record is from RefSeq and is a predicted model, not a curated record. Lineage: Eukaryota; Fungi; Basidiomycota; Tremellomycetes; Tremellales; Tremellaceae. Gene Ontology annotation, cellular component: mitochondrion. The coding region runs from base 1 to 477 and encodes 158 amino acids.